CAACAACACCAAACUACCUUAUUUCUUACCUACUCUCAUCUUCAGCACUUCCGAUACCAAUUCUUCUCUCACGCUCACACUGAUUUCUGUUUCGCUGCUCUAACAGCUAUGACUUUGUUACUUUCGACCCUAUAACUCUGAUUUUCCCUUCGCCGGCCCAUCCGGCUCAUCGCAGGCCUGUCCCUCCAGCCAACCUGUUGUUGACGUCAAUCCGCCCUUGACAACGAACCAUGGGUCCAAACAAGAUCACACUGCCAGACUCGGACGACGAGUCUCCGCGGAAUGCUCUGCUCAACUCAUGGCAUCCUCACCGGAACUCCAUCUCCACCGGUCGAUCCUCUCCCUACCAUGCGCCUAGCCGUUCUAUGGCCUGGAGGGAUGAGAUGAUACGAAACGCCGAGAAGACCAGUCGGAGAGUCAAGAAGAUCUGGGGGAAGCUCUCCUGGAUACAACGCAUCCUAGUCGUCGCCGCGCUGGUCGCAUUAAACGCUCUCCUGAUCCUCUUCCUCAUCUUCAACGAACGCAUCUUCAGCUUUUUAGAACCACUCGCCGAACGGUGGAAACAUACAAGAGGAGGCUGGUUGAUUUUGUGGUCUAUGACAUUUGUCGCCGCAUUUCCUCCUAUGAUCGGCUACUCAACAUGUGGUACUAUGGCCGGUUUCGUCUACGGCGUCUGGGAAGGUUGGGCUAUUCUCGCCACUUCAACCGUAGCAGGUUCAGUCUGUUCUUUCCUCGUCUCCCGCACCGUCCUUCGCAAAUGGGUCGACCGCCUCGUCGCCAACGACAAGCGCUUUGCGGCCUUCACCCUCAUCCUCAAACAUGACGGUCUCAAGCUCCUUUGCAUGAUUCGACUCUGUCCGCUACCAUAUUCUAUCAGCAACGCCGCCUUGUCCACUUUCCCCACCAUUCACCCCGUAUCCUAUGCCGUUGCCACAGCUCUAGUCACUCCCAAGCUCUUCAUCCCUGUCUUCAUUGGCUCGCGCUUAGCUGUCAUCGCUCGCACUGCAGAGAAAAUGACAGUCACAGACCGUGUUGUCAACUACUCGGGAAUUGCAAUUGGCGCCAUCGUAGGAGUCACCACUGGUUGGUACAUCUACCGUAAGACGAUGGCCCGAGCCAAGGAACUCGAAGCAGAAGAAGCAAAUCUCAUCCAUGAUUCCACUCGACGAACAGGCCACAUCCCUAGAGAGUUUGCCGACGACCCAGACACAGAGGCAGCUGCGGAGGUCAUCGCAAGGGAGGAUCUAGAUGCGCCCGAUUACUUCGACGAGAGUCCAGAAGACGAGCGGCCAGAACCUCAAUAUCACGAUGACCCAACCGAUGACGAAUCAGAUGUAUUCGGAACAGGCGACGGAGACGAGGACGAACCCAUCAUUGCCAAUAUAAGUCUCCACCAGACAAAGAGAUAGUGUCGUCGUCUUGACUACUGGGGAGAACCCCGGUUGGAUCGGGACGGGACAGGACAGGAUCAUGUAAUUCAGCACAUGAUUUGAAUGUGUGUAUAGGAUACGACUGGGCCACGAACGACGCAUAUUUAUACACUCGAUGUAACGAACGGAAUGAAAACCACCAGGAUCACCACCACCACCACCACCACCACCACCACAACACCAUCAACACUUGCUCUGUAUAGAUAGAGAAAGACUAUAAAAAGGCUUCAAUUGCAAAAGGAAUCAAAAGGAUUCUGGACUUCUGAAAACUUCUCCCAAGUGUGUGCCAUCUAUUACUUGAAAAGAUAUGCUUGCUUUUGAUUUAUGUAGUUGUUCGGCUCGGUCAUGUCCAUGUCCAUUUGGUCCAU
Exophiala mesophila is the source of this 1798-nucleotide messenger RNA. RefSeq lists its product as uncharacterized. The coding region runs from base 231 to 1409 and encodes 392 amino acids. Lineage: Eukaryota; Fungi; Ascomycota; Eurotiomycetes; Chaetothyriales; Herpotrichiellaceae. The record is from RefSeq and is a predicted model, not a curated record. Gene Ontology annotation, biological process: mitotic spindle elongation; vesicle-mediated transport. The transcript has a single exon. Gene Ontology annotation, cellular component: Golgi membrane.